This is a messenger RNA of Coregonus sp. 'balchen', 432 nucleotides long. NCBI's taxonomy places the organism in Eukaryota, Metazoa, Chordata, Actinopteri, Salmoniformes, Salmonidae. The record is from the annotation of a GenBank genome assembly.
AUGGCCACUGUAGAAGAAGCAUUGAGGGUCCUCUACCCCAUCUGUAUGGAAAAAGGACUUGACCUUGAUGUGAAAUCAAAAUAUGGGAAAACACAGAAACUUCACUUGCAUCUAUUGACCAGAGACGUAAUGUUUUGAAUUGGCUGAUUUUUGCCUCACAAGUGUGUGGAAAUUGGAAGCAGAUUGUGUGUGAGGUUCUCGAGCAUAAUUUUGAUCUGGAUUUACAAAGUGGGAAAACUGAGCUGGCUGAAGAUAUUAUGGGACGGUUAAGAGCAGUUUUGCAGCGCAAGAUGGGUAAAAACGGUCCAUGGAUAUGUGAACUUGAAAAUGAAGCUUUCUUCUUGAAGAAGUCACGCAAACGAAAUAGUUAUUCAGAGAUGUCCAGUAACCAGAAGGUCACUACAGCAUCACUUGAGCCGAAAUACCAAAUGA